Molecule: messenger RNA, 1213 nt
Organism: Mercenaria mercenaria
Lineage: Eukaryota; Metazoa; Mollusca; Bivalvia; Venerida; Veneridae
Exons: 3
Coding region: 291-719 (142 amino acids)
Source: RefSeq, a predicted model, not a curated record
UUGACAGUCGCCCAUCGAUCGGCUUUCAAUGUGAAAGGAAGCGUUUGAAGAUAUAUAACUUAUUAUGUUUUGUGUCGCUGAAAGUGUAAUUCUAUUGAUCCGCGGCUUCAUUUGCUUUUCUGAUAUAUGAGCAUCCUCAAUGAAGACUUUUCUUGACACCCAGUGGCAUUCUUAGUUUUAUUGGACAUGGUAUAGGAAUGUAGAACAAGUGUGGGGGAAAAGGAAUUGAGUUUUCGGUCGGCGUAGUGGCCUGGUCAUUGUGUGUCAUCAAUUAAAGGUUAAAAUUCAGCAUGGUUCAACUGUUUUACUACGAGACAAGAGGCAAAUGCUGCCGAAAGUUCUUCAGCCAUGAAGGUGUUCCGACAAAAAUACAUUUAUUUCCAUAUGAAGGAUGGGCACAGCCAGCUCUCUCGUCAUAUUGGUUGCUGAAGACGUAUUGGUGGAGCAGGUCACGUGUAAAAAUAUCAGAGGUCGCAGGGUCACAAAAGCACGAGGUCAAAGGAAAGGUGCAUUAUGUGAAGAAUGGCUCUGUCGUGAUUUCGGGCAAAAUCAAGGAUAACACAAACGCGGAUUUUAGAAUGCAUUUAACAUCGAAUGUGAGUAAUGCAGAUUUUCAGCUUGGAUACUGCAUUACAGGAACACUUGAAAGGGGAGACAAAAAGUGCGAGAAAGGAAUGACUUUAACACAUUACGCUAUGAUUAAAAGAAGAGGUUAUUGAACUUUUUUGUUAAAUAAAUAGGGCUUAUUUAUGCUAUGGAGAAUACGAGUUGUUACUUUAAACGUGCGUUAAUAUUGUAUAGUUAAAGCUUGUUAAAUGUUUAUUUUUCUCAAAGUUAUGUUUAACAAAAAGAAAAUUGUUUUGUGAAACCAGUGUUUAUGUUGUGUUUUACAUAUUUUAUAAUCUGUUUUUUGUUUUAUUGAUGAAUCUAAAGGCUGCAUAAUAUUACUGUUACCAAAGUUAUUACUGUUUUAUUUAAAAUAUAAUUUAUUCGUUUUAAAUGACUCCUGAAUACUUAUUUAGAUCUAUUUAAGGCUUAAUACGCCGACAAACGUUUUGUUAAGUUUUAGCUAUGCCAGUAAGAAAAUUGAAUAUUUGGAAUGUGUUUAGAUGUACUACAAACAACUGCUUUUAAUGGCGUCUAUUAUAGAGAUUAUACUUGUCGUUACAAUAUAUUAAAUAUAGAAAUAACAAAACUGUUCAAAACGUUGUUU